Messenger RNA from Motacilla alba alba, 1724 nucleotides. It is a transcript of the gene SPOUT1, whose product is annotated as SPOUT domain containing methyltransferase 1. Gene Ontology annotation, molecular function: miRNA binding. Gene Ontology annotation, cellular component: kinetochore; mitotic spindle; spindle pole centrosome. Bases 46 to 1185 code for a protein of 379 amino acids. Gene Ontology annotation, biological process: maintenance of centrosome location; miRNA processing. Lineage: Eukaryota; Metazoa; Chordata; Aves; Passeriformes; Motacillidae. The transcript is spliced from 12 exons. The record is from RefSeq and is a predicted model, not a curated record.
CCGGCCAAUCAGCAGCGCGGGGGCGCGGCCGGCAGCGCGGGGAAGAUGGCGGACGCGGAGAGCGGCGUGGGGAAGCGGCCCAGGGGCGCGCAGGUUGAGGACAGGAAGGUGGACUGGCGGCGCUGGAAGCAGGAGAGGAAAGCAGAGACGAAGAAAUGGAAGGAAAUUAAGCUGCUGAAGAAACUGGAGAAACAGCGGAUGCGGGAGCUGGCAGAACAGCAAGCCCAGACGCAGGAGGAGCAGAAGGAAGACACAGGCCGGCCGCACACGCUGAGCGUGGCCCUGCCCGGCUCCAUCCUGAACAACGCGCAGUCGCCGGCGCUGCGCUCCUACCUGGCGGGACAGAUCGCCCGCGCCUGCGCCAUCUUCUGCGUGGACGAGAUCGUGGUGUUCGACGAGCACGGAGAGGAUGUCAAGAGCGUGGAGGGGGAUUUUGAAGGAGUUGGGAAGAAAGGCAAGGCUUGUGUGCAGCUGGCUCGGAUCCUGCAGUACUUGGAGUGCCCUCAGUACUUGAGGAAAUCCUUUUUUCCUAAGCAUGAGGAUCUGCAGUUUGCAGGGCUGCUCAACCCCCUGGACAGCCCCCACCACAUGCGGAUGGACGAGGACUCGGAGUACCGCGAGGGCGUCGUGCUGGACCGGCCCACGAAGCCGGGCAGAGGCUCUUUUGUUAACUGUGGCAUGAGGAAGGAGGUGCAGAUUGACAAACAGCUGAACCCUGGUCUGCGAGUCACUGUGCGUCUGAAGGAGCCCCAGAAUCCAGAAGCCAAAGUGCGGAAAGGCACCGUGGUGUCCUCGCAGCACCCCCGGGCAGUCUCAGGCUUGUACUGGGGUUACAGUGUCCGCCUGGCCUCCUGCUUGAGUGCCGUCUUUUCCGAGUGCCCAUUCAAGGAAGGUUACGAUCUCUCUAUUGGGACCUCAGAAAGGGGCAGCUCCGUGGACCAGGUCACUCUGCCCUCCUUCAGGCAUGCCCUUGUCGUAUUUGGAGGCCUUGAGGGCUUGGAAGCUGGGGUUGAUGUGGACCCAAACCUGGAGGUCACCGACCCAAGUGUCUUGUUUGACUUCUACCUGAACACGUGUCCCAGCCAAGGCAGCAGAACCAUCCGGACAGAGGAAGCGCUGCUGAUCUCUCUGUCUGCGCUGAGACCACACAUUGAGGCGGCUGUGAAGACACCCAAAGACAGCUGAGGGAGGAGAAACCACUGGCCUGCCCUUGGGGAGGCAGCUCUUCAAACGUGGGGUGCUGGGCAAGCCACUCCAGGAGCCUGGAGGGACCGAGGCACAGUGUGACUGGAGCUGGCAGCGCUGCCCAGCUGUGGAGACCCAGGGACCUAGCAGUGGAGCUGUAAUUCCUCAGCCCUGAAGGGCAAAGGUGACUGGGGUCAAAGGAGACACGGCUCUGGCUGCAGUGGUCUCACCCAGGAGCACUCAGGUUGCAUUGGUAUCGCCCGGUCCAACUGCCCUUUUCCUUAUAUGGACUCCCUCUAGAAUGUUCUCCCCGCUCUUGCCCCUUAUUGGUCCAGGUUACUGUAAUGCCCCGCCCGUUACCUCAUUGGUUGCCCAGUUGGCUGCCCCGCCCCUGCACCACGUGCACUCAGUUCCCAUUGGCCCUUGGCCCUCGGACCCGCCCCUUUCUCCCUUAUAAAACCCUGUGCCCUCAGCCCCGCUCGGUCUCCGUCCCUGGACCCUCCUCAGGGCAAUAAACUGCGUCUGGAGCACCACAAAAA